Messenger RNA from Melitaea cinxia (Glanville fritillary), 2598 nucleotides. RefSeq lists its product as uncharacterized. Gene Ontology annotation, molecular function: odorant binding; olfactory receptor activity. Gene Ontology annotation, cellular component: plasma membrane. Gene Ontology annotation, biological process: detection of chemical stimulus involved in sensory perception of smell; sensory perception of smell. The transcript is spliced from 8 exons. NCBI's taxonomy places the organism in Eukaryota, Metazoa, Arthropoda, Insecta, Lepidoptera, Nymphalidae. The record is from RefSeq and is a predicted model, not a curated record.
AUGAUUCAAGAAUUUUUAAAUAGCAUGGAAGAUCCAAAGAGGCCAUUACUCGGUCCAAUUUUCUGGCUUAUUCAGAAGGUCGGUUUAUUGUUGCCCAAAAAUUUAAAAAUCAAAAUACUCUACCUAAUAUGUCACGAAUUUAUUUCUCUUUUUGUAGUUACGCAAUACAUAGAACUUUAUCUUGUAAGAUCCGAUUUAGAUCUUAUUAUAACGAACCUCAAAGUAUCAAUUGUCAGUUUCAUUUGUGUAGUGAAAGUAAAUACGUUUAUUUAUUGGCAAGCAAGUUGGGAAGAAAUUUUAGAUUAUAUAAGCGAGAUUGACAAAAAUGAACGAAGAACUCCGGAUACAACUGGGAAGCAGAUCAUAGACUCAUAUACAAAGUAUUGUCGACAGCUAUUGAAAUUUUAUUGGGUUCUUAUGCUGGUUACCAUGAUUUGCGUAAUAGGUACUCCCCUUAUAAGAUGCGUGUCUUCUUCAAAAUAUCGAGCAGCUAUCAGAAAUGGAACUGAACCCUUUCCUCACAUCUUUAGCUCUUGGGUGCCUUUCGACAAAUUCAGUUCCCCAGGCUCUUGGAUAACAGUUUGCCUUCAUAUUAUAUGUUGUAUAUACGGCGCUAUAAUGAUGGCUGCGUAUGACGCCAUGGUCCUUGUGAUUAUGAUAUUUUUUGAGGGGAGUUUGAAAUUAUUGCGUCAUAAGUGUAGGAACAUGUUUGGCAGCAAUGGCUCCGGUGCUACUGAUGAACAGACCAAAAACACGCUUCGAGAUUUGUGUACUGCACACAUUCUUUUGUUGAAGUAUUCGAAGUUGUUUGAUUCUCUACUGUCGCCGAUAAUGUUCUUGUAUGUUGUUAUAUGCUCCAUCAUGCUCUGCGCCUGUAUAAUUCAACUUACUGUAGUGACGAGUACUGCACAAAAGUUACUAAUAUUACAAUAUUUUGUGUUCGGUAUAGCGCCCAUCUUCAUGUUUUCUUGGCACAGUAGCAAAUUGCUCGAUCAAAGUGAACAAGUGUUCAUGGGGCCGUACGAAAGUGAGUGGUGGACGAUGGGUGCGAAACAAAGAAAGGAGGUCCUUAUUCUGACCGAACAGCUGAAACUCUAACUUUCUGUGUUCUUAUAAGUGUUAAAACUAUCUGAUAUGGAUAACCAAAAUCCCCAAGAGAGAACUGUUCCAAUACAAUAUGUCCGCGGAUCGCGAGCCUUUCGCCAGUUUAAGAAUCCGCCCCAGCCUCAUAUGUGCAUUCAAGAUACAAUAAAGGAUACCACUGAAAAACUUUACAUAAACGUCCUUGGAUGGCAAAAAAUCGCUAAUCCGAAACAGUAUUCAGACCCUAUUCCCUUGUAUGGUGGAAUGCAGGUUCACCAAGGAUGCGGGCCCAACAGUAACCGACCUCCACUUCUAGUGUUUGCAGUAAUGGUUAACCCUGACAUAUUAAAGGCUAAUGGCAAAAAUGCUGUGAAUCCAACGGAUCGGGAAGCUCUGGUCAGCUUAUUAUGUGACUUCGUAGAGGCUAUGAACCCUGGGCUAGUACUUACAAGGAAUCCUAUUAUAAUGAAAGACAGAGACUUGGCCGGAGAACUGAAGGAUGUUUGGUUAGCUGUGCAAAACAAGAGGGAAAGAGAAAAAGGGUUAAAUCAAGAUGUCAUGUACAAGGUUUACGACAUUGAUGGCAUCGGUAAUGAAGACAUCAACGAAGAAGACCAAACAAACAGCAGGAAUUAUAAACAGUUUGACAAUGGUUCACCAAAUAGAAUGCAAAAUGGUGACAAGAAGGGCACCAUAAAGUCAUCAAAACAAAUACUCAAGAAUGCCGGGCAGAAGUCAGAAUUUGAUUCAGGUAUGAACAACUGUCAAUUGAAUCAAAACCAUACUAAUAGAGAUAAUAGAAGUGGAAACACUGACGCAGAUACAACCUACUGUACCCCUGUUUACGGCCAAAUAGUGUCCAGUAGAGAAAAUCACAACCAAAUAAAUGAUAUACAACAAAAGUUUGCAUUAAACGAAAUGACAAAACCAUCCAGUUCAUAUAAAAAAGAUUGGCAAUCACAAGGAAAGCCAUCGCAAGGCUGGGACGAAUUUUCUAAACGUAUCCUAUCAAUAAAACCCAGUGAUGAUGAUAAAAAACAAAAAUCGAAAAAUGAUAAGACGACCAAACCAAUCACGAAUGGUAAGUCACAUUUCGAUUUUUUUCCAGUGUUUGACAAUAAAGCUACAGUCCGCAAUGACGCUGAAACACCAACGAACGCUACGGAUAAGAGUUUAGCAAACGAACAGGAUAUAGUAAAUGAAGACAAUUCUAAAAUAAUUCUAGACCCAAUGCAGAAAUUAGUUCUGCAUUCGACUGAUAACAAAUUAUGUGAUAAUAAGACAAGUGCUCUCAGCUCAUUUAGCUCAUAAUUUCAUAGCUUUUACAGAAAAAAUUUGUAUGGCGAUAUGUAUUGGCUUGAAUGUUUACGAGAUGUGUAUUUAAAAAUAAGACGAACAAGGUGGCUAGUCAACGAUAGAACAAAAUAGUGAUUCAGUAUCUUGAUUUCAAUUGAAAUGUAUUAAUAGUUUGCAUGCAUUAGGAUGGUGAACUAAUAAAAUCGUAUGAUUUAAAAA